UGGGGGCGGGUUCAAAUAGGAGUGGCAGCCAUCUUGAACGGCUGCUUGACUCUUUCGUAGUCAGCUAAAACAUAGAGUCCACCAGACAAACAGCGCAGACGGAACCGGCUAGUUCACUUAUCAGAGGGUUGGAGGAACGUGAGAGAGACGUGAGAGGACGCAGCGGCUCAGUGCAGCUCAACAAGAUGGCUAGCUGAACGCUAAACAGUGUGCCAGUACUUGACAGCUAGCUAAGCCCUCCCGAUGUAUGCUUUUCCAUAGAACGAUGGCAGAUUCCAUCUAUGCUAAGCCCUAAUUUGCUAAAGAAAUCCACGUUUAGAAGAUUUCUAAAAAAAUUCAGAAGAGGAAUUUGUUUUUGUUGACACUUGAUGUCCUAGAAAUUGAGGAACCUGCCGAGAUAAAAAACGAUUUGGACAAUUUACAUUUGGAUCAUUCUUAAAGUCUCAAGAAGGAAGGACAACCUGAAGUGUUGAGUGGUCCCAGCAGAGUGGACUCACUUCAUCUAGAGACUGUUAGAGAUUUUAUUGCUAUUGGAACAGAAAAAAAUAAAGUGAAGUAAACAUGAGUACCGCCAGGACGGAGAACCCAGUGAUUUUGGGCUUGUCCAACCAGAAUGGACAGCUCAGAGGCUCAGUGAAGCCUGCUGGAGCACCAGGUGGAGGUGGAGGUGGAGGCGGAGGAGGCCCUCUACAACAGCAACUUAAUCAGAUGAAAGGCACAAUCAACAAUGGUAAUUCCCAACUGGCCCCUACAACUAACUCUGUCAUCAAGCCUGGAGAUGACUGGAAGAAAAAUUUGAAAUUGCCCCCAAAAGACAUGAGGAUGAAAACUUCGGACGUGACUGCAACUAAAGGCAACGAGUUUGAAGAUUAUUGCCUAAAGAGGGAGCUGCUCAUGGGAAUCUUUGAGAUGGGCUGGGAAAAGCCAUCUCCAAUCCAGGAGGAGAGCAUUCCCAUUGCACUCUCAGGAAGGGAUAUCUUGGCCAGAGCCAAGAACGGCACGGGAAAGAGUGGAGCCUACCUCAUUCCCUUACUUGAACGUAUUGACCUGAAGAGGGACUGCAUACAAGCUGUGGUCAUAGUGCCCACCAGAGAACUGGCUCUGCAAGUAAGCCAAAUAUGUAUCCAGGUCAGCAAACACAUGGGUGGAGUGAAGGUAAUGGCAACCACAGGUGGAACCAACCUACGUGAUGACAUCAUGAGACUCGAUGAAACGGUACAUGUGAUCAUUGCCACUCCUGGGAGGAUUUUAGACCUCAUCAAGAAAGGAGUGGCCAAAGUCAAUCAAGUGCAGAUGGUCGUUCUAGACGAAGCUGACAAACUCCUGUCUCAGGACUUUGUGCUUAUGAUGGAGGAAAUGCUGGGCUUCCUGUCCAAACAGAGGCAGAUCCUGCUGUACUCUGCGACCUUCCCUCUCAGCGUGCAGAAGUUUAUGAAUGCACACUUGCAGAAACCCUAUGAGAUCAACCUGAUGGAGGAGCUUACGCUGAAGGGUGUGACUCAGUAUUAUGCUUAUGUAACUGAAAGGCAAAAAGUCCAUUGCCUUAACACCUUGUUCUCCAGGCUCCAGAUCAACCAGUCUAUAAUCUUCUGCAACUCCUCUCAGAGAGUGGAGCUCCUUGCCAAGAAGAUCUCCCAGCUUGGUUAUUCAUGUUUCUACAUUCAUGCCAAGAUGAGACAGGAGCAUCGCAACCGUGUGUUCCACGACUUCAGAAAUGGCCUCUGCAGGAAUCUUGUCUGCACUGACCUCUUCACAAGAGGAAUUGACAUUCAAGCUGUGAAUGUUGUGAUCAAUUUCGACUUUCCCAAGCUAGGAGAAACGUAUCUUCAUCGCAUUGGUAGAUCUGGCCGCUUUGGACACUUGGGUCUCGCCAUCAACCUCAUCACUUACGAUGACCGCUUCAACCUGAAAGGGAUCGAGGAACAGCUUGGAACAGAGAUCAAGCCCAUCCCUGGCAUCAUUGACAAGAGCCUAUAUGUGGCGGAGUACCACAGUGAGAGUGGCGAAGAAGUCAAGCCUUGAGCCAAUCAGUCCAUCCUCCAUUCCCCUAUUUCUUUUUUCACCCCUCCCCCCCCGCCCCUUCUUGGAGUUCUCGUUUUAUUUUUUUGUUUUUUUUAUGUACAGUUUCUGUCCGUCUUCCUUUUUUGGAUGCCACCACAAGGAAUGUGUAUUUUGAUGGACGCGUUUCGGAAGAACUCAUUUUGCCUUUUUAAUAGGGCUCUGUGCUGCACCACCACACCCUGAAGACAUAAGCACCGGGAGGAAAGCACGGGACCAAGUCUAAGAUAUAUCAAUGCACAUCGUGAAGAUUCAAAUCCACCAAUGACACGAAGCCAGCACCAACAACAGACCGCUACACGACGCCCUCCAUUCUUCACGUUUUAUUUUUGGAAGUUUUAACCAAUUUGUAUCAAGUGCCUUAACAAGCAGUUCAACUCGUUCUAAAGUAAUAACCCGUCAUUAUCCGUCAUCUCACCGAUUUCAUACCACACAUUCACCUAAUUGAAAAUUUGUUACACUAAUUUAAUGUCCGACCACGUAGGUGAAUACAUAACUGUUUUUGGUUGGGUCAUCGGUUUGCAAGGAAUGGAGGUGAUUAGGAAGGAGGCUGGUCUGAAUUAUCUUUCUGCUGGCUUAGCUGCACUUGAGUCUGGCUGAUAAAUGAGGACAAACUUGGAUGUUCCACGGACAGAGAUGCUGGAUUUUUUUUUCCAAGAGACAGCCAGACUGUCCAGUUGCUUGUGAAGAAGCUUGUGCUUCUAAAAGACCCAGACCCUUUCCUCCGUCUUCAGCAUCAGAACACUAAAAAUGAAUAAGCAGCCUCUCAACACCAUGAGGAUUCCUGUUUCGGUGGAGUUUAUUUGUGGGAACGCUUUUUUCCUUCUUCUUUUUUUGUCCUGUGUUUCACCUUCCUAUGGAUGGCCAUACUUAAUUCUAUGAGAUGUGCAGCCGACAUGUGGGGUGCACCUUACACCUUGUGUAUAUACCUUCAUUUUAAGAUUGUUUUAAACAAGUUCUAAAGGCUGGCCGACAAACUGCAAAGCUUUUUUUUCUCCCCCCCCCCUUCCCCUUUCUCUCUUGUUAGCACUGGAGACGGUUUUCCUUAACUGCCGGUUUGUUUGAUCUGCAAUAUUGGCCUGUGAAUUUAUUUAUAAUUUUAGAAAUUGCAGAAUAUAUUAGAAUUUAAAACAUUUAAUGUCCUUGUGCAUGAAAUGUUUUCGAAGGCAGAGUUCACUGAUAAUCUUUUAGCCCCUUUCAAGUUUGACGGAGAGUGCAAUUCUUCAAAGCUGCACUUAAAUUGAGAUUGUUUAAAUUGUCGCCCUUAUUCUCCCGCUACCAGUGUUAACAAGUGUUCAGUCUAGACAGAUGGCUUAAUGAAUUCUUUGUUGUCACCAGCCUUAACUUGUGAAACUGACUCUCGAGACGCACUCUUAAGAUCUCCAGUUAUAGUGAGUGUUGUUAUUGGAAGAGAAAAUAAGAUUCUAUCAUGUAGUAGUACUACUCGCUGCAGUGCAGCUGAAUUGGCAGAGAAUUUGUUUUCCGGGGGAGGUAUUAGCUGUUACGUUAUUCUGUGUGCUCUUUAAGCCCAGCUACAGUACUUAACAAAUGUUCGAGGAGAAAGCUGUGGAUUUAUGUUCCCCCCUUUUUUGGAAGAGUGUUGGCCAAUGUAUCAAAACGAACCAUCUGACAUAAAAUGUAGCAGGAAAUCAUUCUCUGUGCAUUGCAAGUUAGCUGGCUUUUAUUGAAACCAGCUAACAAAAGAUGCCUCAUUUAAAAAAACAAAAACAACCUGAGCAGGUUGGGCUGCACUUACCGCACAGAGAGAUGGGUUCAGGCAAUAACACUGACUGCACUGCUUUUUUGUACACCCAUGCUGCCCAAAUGGGAGAGAAGUGUGAUGCAGAACAUCAAAAAAAAUAAGAUUGGCACAGAGGGGGAAUGGGCAUGAAGGAUUACAUAUUACUAUUAGUCAGACUGCUUGUUUAAAAAAUAACUUGGGCACCUCAGACUGCUGAGUUUAUGGCUUAUUUCUCUGCCCUUUAUUGCUUUGAUGUUUUGGGAUUGGGAUACUUUUUGCAUUUUUAUGCAACACGACAACCUCAUUUUGCAUUAAGGUCCUCUGACCACUUCUUUGUUCAGCUAAAAUGUUUAUUUGCAAAUGAGGUUCCCUUUGUUAUGGUGAGAUGCUCUCCUGAGUGUUCUAAUCAAUGAGAAGUAGUAUUGCACAUUUAAUUUAAGCUCUUUUUAAAAUACGAAGUGUGACAAUGUUGAUCAGUUUAAAAUUCCCUUUUAUUUCUCAUUGGUCAGGACUGAUCCCUGUUCUCUCAGCCCUGUCGUUGCCCCCGAAAUACUUGCACAUGGAAUUUGGCUGUUUCGACGUAUGGUUUGGGUGGGAGGGCUGUAUUUGUUAAAAAUAUUCAAAUUAAAUUAAGCAUUCGUUGAGUGAACAGGGAUCUAACCGUGCAGGCGCUUGGCAGCUGCCUGUCUCUCGUCAGCCCACUGGCAGUAAUCGCCUCAGCAAAUGCUUUCAGGGCUAAAAUUGACGAUCCUUCAAGAUUUAGCGUGUCGCUACCUUUUGAUGGAAUGCUGCGUUUGCUGCCAGUGGCUGCCAUUUUGAGAACCUUAAAGACUGAGACAAGAGCAUCUUGCCCCAGAUUGGGCGCCUAAAUUGGAGUGUGUGUAACUAAAUUGUCUCAUUCUUUAAGUCUUUUUUUUAAAAUUUGUGGGGUGGUUAAAUUAGUGCUCGUGCUGCCCUGAUGCACAUGUUAAUCCUCUCUCGGCAUAUUAACUAUAACACAGCUUUUGUGUACAAUCUGGCCGUCCGUCACUUAACCUGUCGAGGAGGAUGUGAGAGGAGUCCGUUAGGGAUUUCUUUCAAAAACUGAUGCAUCAGUCAAAUAAAACGGGGAGGGGCCUCUGGGCGUUAUAAAAACAGGAUACGAUCUAUAGAUCCAAAAGUUAUGGUAAUGGGUAUAAAAAGGUUUGAAAAAGUUGCCCUUAGAUUUGGAUUUUUUUUUUUCUCAAAUGAAACGUUCAAGUGGAGUAAACCUUAUUUAAAAAAAAUCUCCAAAUUUAAGUGAAGAAUUUAAAGCCUGAGUUCAUUUUUUUAUUUGAUGGAAAUUUGGUCGUUAUUUAAUUGGCAGAUUUUUUUUCAGUGAAGCUAAUUUUACAAUGGACUUCAGUUUAAAGGAUGUCAUGAAUAUUAUUGGAUAAAAGAUUUGUUGAGAAUAAAGCUCACUGAAAUUUA
Molecule: messenger RNA, 5248 nt
Organism: Sebastes umbrosus (honeycomb rockfish)
Lineage: Eukaryota; Metazoa; Chordata; Actinopteri; Perciformes; Sebastidae
Gene: ddx6
Product: DEAD (Asp-Glu-Ala-Asp) box helicase 6
Exons: 14
Coding region: 562-2022 (486 amino acids)
Biological process (GO): cytoplasmic stress granule assembly; P-body assembly
Cellular component (GO): P-body; cytoplasmic stress granule
Molecular function (GO): RNA helicase activity; ATP binding; mRNA binding
Source: RefSeq, a predicted model, not a curated record